Messenger RNA from Morone saxatilis (striped sea-bass), 1958 nucleotides. It is a transcript of the gene scamp4, whose product is annotated as secretory carrier membrane protein 4. Gene Ontology annotation, cellular component: trans-Golgi network membrane; recycling endosome membrane. The coding region runs from base 152 to 853 and encodes 233 amino acids. The transcript is spliced from 7 exons. The record is from RefSeq and is a predicted model, not a curated record. Gene Ontology annotation, biological process: protein transport. NCBI's taxonomy places the organism in Eukaryota, Metazoa, Chordata, Actinopteri, Moronidae.
CAGUUCGGAACUACAAGUGCUACGGUGGUGCGCAGCCGCAGUAUGUCCGAUAGGGUCGAAAAGGCGCAUCCUGAAUGAUUCCGGACCCCUGCGUUUGUCGACGGAUACGUAAGGACAUAAACAUUAUCCCGGAAAGAAUUGGGAUUUCAAAAUGGCAGAUCGAGUGAACAACUUUCCUCCCCUGCCUCAGUUUAUGAGAAUAAAGCCAUGCUUCUACCAGAACAUUGAAGAGGAAAUCCCUGCACCGCACCAGCAGUUGGUGCGCAGAGUCUACACGCUAUGGAUGAUGUAUUCAAGCACACUGUGCAUAAAUGUGAUCUCAUGUAUUGCUUGGUGGGCCGGUGGCGGAGGUGCCACCAACUUUGGCUUCUCCCUACUCUGGCUCAUCCUCUUCAGCCCUUGCAGUUACAUCUGCUGGUUCAGACCGCUCUACAAAGCCUUCAGGGCCGAUAGCUCGUUCAACUUCAUGGCCUUCUUCUUCAUCUUCUUCCUUCAGUGUGUUUUGGCCUUGAUCCAGGCUAUAGGCGUCCCUGGCUGGGGAACAUGCGGCUGGAUUGCGACAGUGACGUUUUUCAGCACAAAUCUGGGCUCCGCUAUAGUGAUGCUUAUCACAACUGUGCUCUUCACUCUGGUGACUGCUUUAAUGGCUCUGGUUAUCAUUAAGGUGCACAGAUUUUAUCGUGGCGGCGGCGGUAGUUUGGAGCGCGCUCAGGAAGAGUGGAGCACCGGGUUGUGGAAGAGUGCACCUGUAAGAGAAGCAGGGUUCAACGCUGUUGCUCAGACGGCCCAAGGGCCGAGCCUGCCCCAGUACCCUGCCGCAGUGCCGAGCUAUCCCGACAACAGUCACUGGUGAUAGCUGCGAGUCGCCUCUAGAUGGAGACAGAUAAAUGGCCAUUUCUGUGGUGGGAAUGAAAGCACUUCAAAGCACCACAAACAUUUCACAUUAACAUGACAAAAUGCAGACGUAUUUUUUUGAAUGAGAAGACAGGAUUUGCUAUAAAAAGUCUUAUGAGUUUUCUCACCAAAGCUCAUUAAAGCCUGACCCUUGUAGUGGAGGCUUAUCUUCAAAAUAUACUAUUCCAUUUCAACUUUGUUUACAUAUAGUUUAUUAAAAUGAAUGAGAAGGAAAUAUAAUUUUAUGCUCAAAAGAAAUUUGCUGAGGAAAGUGUACAAUCUUGCAUAUAUGCAGUUGGAAACUCCAAAAAGAGAGUGAAUUGUUUCAGAAUAGCAGUAUGUGAGGGACGUGUGCCUUAUGGACCUUUUAUGAUAGCAUUGUUUUAUGUAGUGCCAGACUCUGCAUGCUAGAAGUCAUAGUAUGCUGUAGAAUGGGGCUUUUCUUUCUUUUGCAACAAGACUGUCUGCAAACUGCACGAUUUUUUUUAUCUGUGUAUUGCGUGUAUUCUGGCAGGAGUUCAGUUUAUUUUUGAUACGUUGUGCUUUAUAUCUCCAUGCUUGCCUGCUUUGGCUGUGAUUUCUUGAAAUUUGCCUUAAUAUUGCGUGCAGAUUUAGCAUGUGAACAAUAUCUUGCUUGACUUUCGCCUUAACAAGUGCUGCUUUUUUUCUCUCUUUUUUUUUUGUUAAACUGGACUUAUGCUUCAGUGAAGCAACGUGUGGAACCAUUUCAAAAAGUUGUCGGUGCGUCAUCCCCCUCUAUGAUUUCUAACUGAGCACUGAUGUGCCAAAACACUUGCCUUUUCCAUUAUUUUGAAACUGAACAAAAGCCACGCCCAAAGUAGAUGUUGUUUUGCACUCAGUAUUUCUCUGUUUCUGUAGCUCUAAAGCUACACUGUUUGCUUUUAGUGGUCAGUGCCCUGCCGUGAAAGCACCUUAUCAGCUGUUGUCAAUGUUCCAGUCACUUUCACUUCACCAGAUAGACUGAAUUUUUGUGUUUAGUGACUGCGGUGUGCUUGCAUGAAGAAUAUCACGGGUGUGGGGACUGAACAGUAGUCUCUUUUUUU